UCCUCUCGGCCUUGGCCGUGUGUCCCUAUCGAUCCUUGGAAGGAUGGCUCGUGUUCAGUGGUACCGAUCGAUUGGACAAAGAAAGUCGGCGAGAUUCGGCCCCAAAGGACUUCGAAAGCCUCCAACAUGAAGCGAAAAAUUUGGAAAUUUCGAUUGGCAUCACAAGUUCCGACAGUCGCACAAAUGAUAGUGACAGCAAACCGAUUAAUGAUUUUGACGAGGACGACGACAGAUCCGUGGAUUUCGACGUCGACAAGAGUCCGUCGGCCACAAAGGCGAUCGGGGUCACACCGAUGUGGACCGAAUUCCCACCUUUUUUCACAAUAUUUAAGACACUGACGCAGCAGAUCGAUUAUUAUCGAAGUGAUGUUGAAAAUUUUAACCAGUACCUUAUGGAAAGGAGGCGCAAGUUAUUGGAUGCGGAUGAGGAGAUCGACGAGGAUUUCUUCAAGCGACCCAGAAG
Messenger RNA from Acaulospora colombiana, 463 nucleotides. The record is from the annotation of a GenBank genome assembly. Lineage: Eukaryota; Fungi; Glomeromycota; Glomeromycetes; Diversisporales; Acaulosporaceae.